Molecule: messenger RNA, 5886 nt
Organism: Pogona vitticeps (central bearded dragon)
Lineage: Eukaryota; Metazoa; Chordata; Lepidosauria; Squamata; Agamidae
Source: RefSeq, a predicted model, not a curated record
GCGGCGGCAGUCCCCAACCGGCUUGGCGGAGCGGCGCUCGGACAGCGUUCACCGACUUGCCCGAGCAAGUGCCCGAAGCCAUCUCCAACCAGAAGCGGUGCGUCCAGGUGUUGAAGCAAGAGAUGGGCGGCUUGGGCAUCAGCAUCAAGGGAGGAAAGGAGAACAAGAUGCCCAUCCUCAUUAGCAAGAUCUUCAAAGGGCUGGCGGCUGACCAGACCCAGGCGCUCUACGUGGGCGAUGCCAUCCUGGCCGUCAACGGCACCGACCUGCGGGACGCUACUCACGACGAAGCCGUCCAGGCGCUCAAAAGGGCCGGCAAGGAGGUGACGCUGGAAGUGAAGUACAUGCGAGAAGCUACUCCCUAUGUGAAGAAAGGCUCACCCAUUUCAGAAAUUGGAUGGGAAACACCUCCACCAGAAUCGCCCCGAUUGGGAAAUGCGCCCACGGAUCCCUUGUCGCACCUCUCUCUCUCCAUACACCGAGAUAAGAAGACAAUCCCACUCAAAAUGUGCUAUGUUACACGGAAUAUGGCUGUGUCGGAUCCUGAAAACCGGCUUGUUGAAGUUCAUUCUCCUGAUGCCAAGCAUACUCUGGUUUUGAGGAGCAAAGAUUCUGCUACAGCCCAGGCAUGGUUUCAUGCUAUUCACUCCUGCAUCAGUGACCUCAUUCCAAAGGUCAUCUUGGAGGUCAAAGAUCAACUGGGUAAAGCAGGACUUGCUGGGAGCCGAGAGAUUCGGCAUCUAGGAUGGCUUACAGAAAAGGUACUUGGAGAGAAUGAGAAGCAUUGGAAGCCAAUGAUUGUUGUACUGACAGAGAAGGACCUCUUGAUGUAUGAGAACAUGCCACGGAUCAAGGAAGCUUGGUUUAGUCCUCUUCAUUCCUAUCCUUUGCUUGCUACCAGGUUGGUGCAUUCAGGGCCAGGGAAGGGCUCCCCGCAGUCAGGAAUGGAUUUGUCCUUUGCUACUCGUACAGGCACACGGCAAGGGAUCGAAAGCCACCUCUUCAGGACAGAGACUAGCCGAGACCUCUCACUGUGGACACGAAGCAUCGUUCAAGGUUGCCACAAUGCCGCAGAGCUCUCCACAGAAAUCACAACCGUUUGCACCUACAGAAACCAGGAGUGCCGUUUGACCAUCCAUUAUGAGCAUGGAUUUUCUCUUACAACUGAACCUCAAGAUGGUGCCUUUCCCAAAACUAUUCUACAGUUUCCCUAUGAGAAGCUAAAAAUGUCCUCAGAUGAUGGGAUCCGAAUGCUUUACUUAGACUUUGGAGGAAAGGAAGGUGAAAUUCAACUGGAUCUUCACUCUUGUCCAAAGCCGAUUGUGUUCAUCAUUCACUCAUUCCUUUCAGCCAAGAUUACGAGACUUGGGUUGGUAGCAUAAAUGCCAUCUGUUCAGUUUUGCAAAUACAAAACAGAGCUGCCUGUUCAGUCUAAAUGGCAAGUAACAUUUCGGCGACACCUGGAGCUGCUAAGGACAUACAAUUGUCCUAUGCAGAGCCUUAAGCUCUGAUGGGGCAACACUCUUAGUGGGAUCAGCUAUGAAAAAAGAAGACAGAAGAGAAUACGACUUGUCGGCAAGCUUGAAAGCAGGACCAUGUGUGCUACAACUAACACAUUGUGAGGGAAACACCAUUGACUGCUGUAAAUAAAGGCAAAAAUCAAACAUUGAAGGAGUAAGAGCUUAAUGGCCCAUGGUGGUAUUUCAGAUUCAUAACUGUGCCUAUUUAAGUGUCAUAGAGAAGUGGUUUUCAAUGUAGGUUCUAAGAUAUUCCUUAGACAAUUCAGGGUUCUGUAUUGAGAAAACUGGCAACAGUAGACAAUCUUCCCGAAACAGAAAGCAUGCUAGUUAUAUCCUAUAUUGUACUGUAAUGCACAACUAUAGAGGUCCAUUUUAGGAUACACUAUGUUGAUGUGCAUCAGCAGCUACCCUCAAUAGAUCUGGCCAGCAGUCUGUAUUAACGGAUAGUGUUCUAAAACACAGUCUAGAAUUCUCUGUGGUAUGCAGAGAAAGGGCAGGCAGAUUGAUGCACAGAACAAUCCUUGAGGGUCGAAAGCUGGGGAACCAUUUGCAGUUAAGGGCUAAGCAGAGGGACAAGUAGUUAUCCACAUAGGACUUGCCUAACAAAGCCAUUAGACCCUCUGUAUUAUGGAAGUAUUUUUCAUGCUUUCAUCAAGCCAUUUUUUCCUUUCUAUAAAGUUCCAGGAAAAUGCAGUUUUUCUUACAUUAAUAUGCCACUUGUCCCGACAAUAGAGCUGGACAAUGAUUUGGAGUUCUACCACUUUGGCCCUGUUUUCCAGUGCUUUGUAAACAUCACAUAAAAGUGCAUCAUUACAACGGCUGGGAAGGUUGGUGCUAGAGUUGCUGCAGCAAAUCAUUCAGCUCUAAAUGGAGUGUGCCUUGGUGUGUUUGUUCAUGCAAAAGGGAGCAUCAAAUGCAUUCUUAAAGGGUUCCCAUGGCAUUGCCCUGUACAUUUUGGUGGUAAAAAUGAAGCAAACUGUUAUGAAAAUCGAAUUGCGCCCAUGUUAAUAGCUCUAACUUGUUGCCCGGGGGUGGGGGAGUAUAGCUGAGAUUCAUGAUCCAUGUUAGAGUACCGGAGUAACCAUAUUACUCUGUUAACAGUAAAAACAGCAAAGAGAACUUACAGCACCUUAACAACUAGCAAGUGUCAUUUGGCACAAGCUUUUGUUGACUGCAGAUUGUUACACUAGAUGCAUUUCAAAACAUUAUAUUGGAAAUGCAAUCAAGGCAGCAAAAAAAAAAAUUGGAAAAACUCUUUGGGAAAUUUUAAAAGGGGGAGAGAGAGAUUUUAAAUUAAUUUUUAGCUGGGGCAACCAGCGUAUGGCUACCUGCACCUCUAAUAAGUUCAACAGUUAUCUCUUCUGUAAGCAAUGGGGUCCAUGCCUUACGUUGUUUGCAGCAUCAUCCCAGAGAUUCCAAAUACUUGGACAACUGUCCUGUCGAAUUUAAUGCAUUUGUAACUACAAACAUGCAGGCAGCCGUGGCAAUGCAGAAACGUCUAAUCACCUGACUGCAACCAACUAGGAUGCUUACCUGCUCACGUGUCUGGUUGCACGAUCAACUUCAGGUCCAUAGCCCGCAGUUUAAUUUAAAGGAAAUACAGGGGGUUCCAGUGUGAAUCAGGGCCCAGUGAGAAGGAGAUGUCCAUCUAACCCUCCUCACCACCAACUGUAGUCUUAAUCCACUUCAGGGGCCUCUCAGUUGCAUGUAUUGCCAAGUAGUGAUCCAUUAUUUGGCACUGUAAAAUGCAGGAAUAGGGUCCUCAAUUGAGAUGGGGACUGCAGUAGGGGAAAUGGUUAAAGACACACACAUACACACCCCCUGCAGGUUAACAUUAGGCUCCCUGCAUUUACUCUAAAGUAAGAAGUUCACUUUGAAGCACCACAGUGUCCUUUGGCUCUGAGAUGCCAACAGAUGGAGGAAUUGUCUUAUGUCCUCUGUAGCCCUCGUGGGCUGCAAACACCAUUGAAGGUAAAAGUGGAAGCGCUUGCCAUAUAAGAGAAAAACAGACAGCAGAGAGGGGGCUGCUGAAGCAAGAGAGAAGGGAAAGAAACAGCAGCAGAAGGAAAGGAGGAGCCCAGCUAAGUAUCAAAGAUGGAAGAAUAGCUGUGAUCACUUACGAGAGAUCAGGCAAAGGUACCCCUUCUGUCACUAUCUAAAAACAAAUGGAAAAAAAGAAGAAACAAACACAAGCCAGAUGCAGAGACAGAGAAGAGCUAUGGGGGGGGCGGUAUAGAGUAGGGGCAGGUAUGGCAACGGCACUCAAGCUUAUUUAUGUACCCUCUCCCCUUUUUCUAGAGAAAAAGACACCUUGUCUUUUAAGGAGACCGCUGUCCCGUUUUUUUGCACUAGCAUUUUUUGUGGUCUGUGCAGCCUCCAAGGGCAAAAGAAUGGCUCCUAAGCAUAUGAAAGUUACUCACAACUAGCUGAGAAGUUGGUGCCCCUUUUAGUACUCACGGUCACAUUGCAGGGGUUAGGUUCAGGUAAUGUGACCUUCCUGAUGUCGUCUCAACCUAUGUUUUUGAGGUCUUAGGAAAGAGGAGGGAUUAAGACCCCCAAAGCUUUCCUCCUUUUUAAGGGUGUUAGACCAGAGCAGAGGAUUAACUGCCAUCAUUCUUUAAAAAAAAGAUUUUGAGCAUCUUCUGUUUCUCUUGAAGGUUGUGACCUCUUGGUUCACAGGACCUAACUCUGAAACUUUGAUACAUACCAGUGACCAGUCCUUGCGGGAGUUAAGACACAGAAAAUAUCUACUUAACGUUUGCCUCUCCUAACCCCAAGAGAAAUAGGCAAGUUUGCACCACCCUCCCUUGAUUAUCUCUAUAUCCUUGCUCUCAAGUUAGCAUUGGACAGAAGAGGGGCAUAAGAACUAAAGUAGGAACUUAAAUUGUAUUGCUUUCCUGUUGUAUGCAAACAGUCAUGUUUGAGCCGUGAUUUCCAAAUGCAUCAACACUAAAAAUCUUAUUUUGUACACAGAAAGCCAGGAAAUAGUUUGGAGGCUUCUUACAAAUCAUCCUUUUAAAGAAAAAUUUGGAACAGUUAUACUAAAUUUUUGAUAUCGAUGCCUUUUGAUUUGCAGACCAAAAAGGAAACUCAGUUGGUUUCAUUUUAAUAGUGUCCCAUGGAAGUGAGGCAGACAGUAAAUAAAGUCUAUCUGAUCUUUAGGGUUAUAUUCAUAUAUAUGCUAAGUUGGGGAAAUAAUCUUUUAUAUAUAAGACGACAGGAAGAUGAAUCCAUGUUACUGAAAUAUUUAUUACAGAAUGUUCCUUUGGGGGCAUAGCCAAAAAUAAAAAAAGUAUGAAAGUAUUCUGCGUUCUCAGCAAUAAUUAAAAGGCCACGGCUUACUAGUAACAUGGAAGUUACUUAACUCUGUCUCUCGUUCUGACCUGAUUUAUCCCUAUACAGGGUGGACUCCCAAUCUGUGUUUGAAGCAGACCCUGAUUAUGCGAAAACAUGGUUAAGAUUACUAACGUCUAUGAUACUCACAUAAUUCUUAACUAUCACUAGAGCAGGGCAGGGAAGAACUGGAGAGAACAAGCAAAGACAAUUGGCCUUUUCACCAUAGUUAAGAAACUGGGAACAUUAAAUGUCUACCAGUUCUAGCUGCUGUAGGUUUAUGUGAAAGUAUCUUCCAAAAAGGGUGAUGUUUUGGGCAACUGUAAUAAUAUUCAUAAAAACCAAUUUACAGUGUUGUUCUUUUUCUAGGGCCCUGUAUACCACUUCAUUGUGCACAUGGAGUUUAAUCGUGUACAAGUUUCCACUUUUCACUUCAAUGGAAAUAGAAGGGCCAAGCUAAAGAUAGAUUUCUUUCCUACGGUAAAGUGAAGAGGUAGAUCUUUGCAGGCAGGGGCUUCCAAUUAAGUGCAUUAGAACGUCUGUGCCUGUCAGUUAAAGGAUGAUAGCGGGUAUGCAAUGCUUGACUUAAAGUACCUUUUAAUAAAAACAGUUAUUAAGGAACUUGCACAUUGAAAACCACAAGGAAUACCAAACUUCAUUCUUUUUAACCUAGUAGGAAACAGAAGUUCCUCCUUCAGGGCAUUGACAGUCACAAAAGGAGGGUAUUUGCAAAUUUGAAAGACAGAAUACUAAAAAAAAAAACAGAAUAUUGUGUAUUGUAGGGUAAGUCAAUGUGUAUGGAAAUUUUACUGCACUACUUCUUUAAACACUUAAAAAAUCACUGGAAUAUUAUAGGUAUAUCUGCAUUGUGAAUAAUCAGAAUUCAUCUAUUAGUUAUCAACUAUUGAAUGAAGCAGUUAUGUCAUGUAAUUUACGGUGCUCAGAUUACAAUAUGAAGAAGCAAAUAAUUAGUUUGCAAAGAUAAAAAUUGUUAUAUAUUUAUAGACAAAUUAAAUACAGAUUUUUGGACCGA